Molecule: messenger RNA, 882 nt
Organism: Dujonia railenensis
Lineage: Eukaryota; Fungi; Ascomycota; Pichiomycetes; Serinales; Debaryomycetaceae
Source: the annotation of a GenBank genome assembly
AUGUCAGAUUUUAAAGUUAAAGCAGGAUUGGCCCAAAUGCUCAAAGGUGGUGUCAUCAUGGAUGUUGUCAAUGCUGAGCAAGCCCAAAUUGCUGAAAGAGCUGGUGCAUGUGCCGUUAUGGCAUUGGAAAGAAUUCCAGCUGACAUGAGAGCUUCUGGCCAAGUGUGUAGAAUGUCAGACCCACAGAUGAUCAAAGAUAUUAUGAAGACUGUCUCAAUUCCUGUUAUGGCCAAGUGUAGAAUUGGUCACUUUGUAGAAGCACAAGUCUUGGAAGCCUUGGAAAUCGACUAUAUCGACGAAUCAGAAGUGUUGACUCCUGCUGACAAGUUGUUGCACAUUGAGAAAAAGAAAUUUAAGGUUCCAUUCGUGUGUGGUGCUAGAAACUUAGGGGAAGCAUUGAGAAGAAUAGAUGAAGGUGCAGCAAUGUUGAGAACCAAAGGUGAGGCUGGUACCGGUGAUAUCUCUGAAGCUGUCAGCCACAUCGCCUUGAUCAAAAAGCAAAUCGAAGAAGUGUUAGCAUUGAAGACUGAUAAGGAAAUUGAGGAAUAUGCUAAGGAGAUUAGAGUCCCAGUUGAAUCAUUGGUCCAAUUGAUAGAGAACAAGGGUAAAUUCCCAGUGGUGAAUUUUGCUGCAGGUGGUGUUGCAACCCCGUCAGAUGCAGCAUUGUGCAUGCAAUUGGGAUGUGAUGGUGUUUUCGUUGGCUCGGGUAUUUUCAAGUCGAAACACCCUGAGAAGUUAGCAAAGGCUAUUGUCAAUGCUGUUACCCACUUUGACGACCCAAAGAAGAUUUUAGAGUACUCUACUGAUUUGGGAGAAUUGAUGUUCGGUGUCGCAGUUGGUGGGUUAAAAGAUACCGAAAAAUUAUCCUCGAGAGGAUGGUGA